ACCGUGUUGGGCUUGAUGGGCGUAGCUCUGGGUAUCUUCAUCGCCAUGGACAAUCUACGGAAACAGGAAUCUCAUCCAAAGCCGAUCUCAAGGCUCCUCAGUUCCAUAGCUGAUUUUAGGCUUGGACAAAACUUCUUAAGACUUUCCCCUUAUUCAACACUAUUGAAUUCUGACGAGAGGAGUAAGUUUGGGGGCAUUAGAACGCCCAGUGGCAGUGCAACAGGGAUGCCAUCAAUGAUCUCAAACGAAAACCUGAUCGGGAAGAAAGGAAAGCCACAACCUUAUCCACUUUCCGCCGACCAAACUUUUCUAAAACCGAGCUCCAAUGAAUGGCGUUCUCUGGCUACAUUAUUUCAUAAAAUCUCUCUCGUUGCGCACGUUCUCAUGUACCUCAUCAUUUUGAUAAAGUGUUUUCACUAAAAAAAAGAAAAACAAACAA
Bemisia tabaci is the source of this 439-nucleotide messenger RNA. The record is from RefSeq and is a predicted model, not a curated record. NCBI's taxonomy places the organism in Eukaryota, Metazoa, Arthropoda, Insecta, Hemiptera, Aleyrodidae.